Molecule: messenger RNA, 2087 nt
Organism: Centropristis striata (black sea bass)
Lineage: Eukaryota; Metazoa; Chordata; Actinopteri; Perciformes; Serranidae
Gene: shmt1
Product: serine hydroxymethyltransferase 1 (soluble)
Exons: 12
Coding region: 137-1585 (482 amino acids)
Biological process (GO): purine nucleobase biosynthetic process; tetrahydrofolate interconversion; protein homotetramerization
Cellular component (GO): cytosol; nucleus; cytoplasm
Molecular function (GO): glycine hydroxymethyltransferase activity; mRNA regulatory element binding translation repressor activity; serine binding
Source: RefSeq, a predicted model, not a curated record
UGGAAAGUUUCGCGGACUUUAUCCUCCGGAGUGAAGCUUUUUCUUCUUCUUCAGAGCCGGAGCCGGAGUCAGAGCUGUGACAGCAGCAGAGCCUCUCAACCGAUUUCCACUUUGUGUGACCAGAGAACGAGCGACCAUGUCUUUGAUAAAUGGCCACACUGUGAGCAAAGAAACAUGGGAUUCACACAACAAAAUGAUGCUGGAGCCUCUGAGCGUCAACGACUCUGAGGUGUUCUCCAUCAUUAAAAAAGAGAAGCACAGGCAGACGUACGGUCUGGAGCUGAUCGCGUCUGAGAACUUCGCCAGCAGAGCGGUUCUGGAGGCUCUGGGUUCCUGCAUGAACAACAAAUACUCUGAGGGAUAUCCUGGUCAGAGGUAUUAUGGUGGUACGGAGCAUGUUGAUGAGCUGGAGAGACUCUGUCAGAAGAGGGCACUGGAGACUUACGGUCUGAACUCUGAGAAAUGGGGUGUCAACGUGCAGCCAUACUCAGGUUCACCUGCUAACUUUGCCAUCUACACGGCGGUUGUGGAGCCUCAUGGCAGGAUCAUGGGUCUGGACCUUCCUGACGGAGGUCACCUGACACACGGCUUCAUGACUGAGAAAAAGAAAAUCUCAGCAACGUCCAUCUUCUUUGAGUCCAUGCCAUAUAAGGUGAAUCCAGAAACCGGCUACAUCGAUUAUGACAGACUGCAGGAAAACGCUCGGCUGUUCCACCCCAGACUCAUCAUUGCAGGAACAAGCUGCUAUUCCCGCAACCUCGACUAUGGCCGUCUGAAGCAGAUCGCUAACGAGAACGGUGCAUAUCUGAUGGGAGACAUGGCUCACAUCAGUGGACUGGUGGCUGCUGGAGUGGUGCCCUCACCCUUUGAGCACUGUGACAUCGUUUCCACGACGACACACAAGACGCUGCGUGGCUGCCGCGCUGGACUCAUCUUCUAUAGGAAAGGCGUACGGAGCGUCGACGCCAAGGGGAAGGAGACUCUGUACAACCUGGAGUCUCUGAUCAAUCAGGCUGUGUUUCCAGGGCUGCAGGGAGGACCCCACAACCACGCUAUUGCAGGUGUUGCUGUCGCUCUCAAACAAGCCAUGACGCCAGAGUUCAAGGCCUACCAGACGCAGGUUCUCGCUAACUGCAAAGCUUUAUCCAGUGCCCUCAUUGACCACGGCUACAAAAUUGUCACUGGCGGCUCUGACAACCAUCUCAUUCUGCUGGACCUGCGCAACAAAGGAAGUGACGGAGGGCGAGCUGAGAAGGUUUUGGAAGCCUGUGCCAUUGCUUGUAAUAAGAACACCUGUCCAGGGGAUAAGAGUGCUCUGCGCCCGAGCGGUCUGAGGCUCGGUUCUCCAGCUCUGACCUCCAGAGGCCUGACAGAGGGCGACUUCAAGAAGGUGGCCGAGUUCAUUCACAGAGGUAUUGAGCUGACCUUGGAGUUGCAGAGAAGCCUGGAUCCCAAAGCCCCUCUUAAGGAGUUUGUCCAGGCGCUGGGCCAGGGAGAGAAGUUCCAGCAGCGAGUCUCAGAGAUCAGAGCAGAGGUGGAGGCUUUCGCUGGUCAGUUCCCCAUGCCUGGCCUUCCUGAGCUGUAGAGGGCAGCUGUUUACACUGAUGGAUGCUGGACGGAUAAUUAUAACAAACAUUAUAUUGCCAAAUUUGAUGGUUUCGUGUGUAUAAUUGUUCUGAAUGUACACCUGUUAAGUCUGUCACUGCUCAAAUCAGCAUACUUCCUCAGGACUUCACAGCAGCUCAGUUUCAGCUUGGGACCGACUAAAGAUAGAUUUACAAUCUUCAUUGUCUUCCAAUGUGUCCUUUGCUGUUUUUGAAGGAAUUUUCUUUUCUGCUGUAGCUUUGGUAUCCAAUGUUACGAUCACAAUUAAGCUUUAAUUUUGUCAGAAAUUACCAUUUUUGUAUUUAAUUUACAAUCCCAAAAUUUUCUUACAGACUACUGCAGAGCGAAACACAAACUGUGACAAUUACUUUCACAUAUGAGCACAUACUGUACACAUGCAAUGUAAUGAAUGGUAACUGAUGAAGUAAAAAAAAACCCACAAUUGUUGCAUUUCAUUAAAGAAUCGUUAAUUAUAAAAACCA